GCACAGAUUGACUAAAGGGAUUAUGAAGCGCCAGCUUAGAAAAUUCUUCCACAUCGGUCAAAGGAAAUAAAUGUUUUACUGCAGGGGAAUACAAGCUCAGGAUAUCAGCACAUCAGUAACCACAGACUAUCUAAAAGAAAAUAGUGCCUUUUGGUGAACAGCGUUUUGUGGGACAACUUUGGCAACAAAUGUAUUCAAGAAAUGAAUUCUCAAGCUGUCAUAUUGUUGCUGCCAGUUGCCAGUUGGAAAGUAAGAAAUACAGAAGGCAAAUAAGGAGGUGAUGAAAACAAGAGGAUCCUUUGGGGAUGUCACAUGGAUGUAAACAAGGUCCUUAAUGACUGCCUAAUGCUUGAGAAAACUAGCUUUAUGGAUGGAUUAAAGAGGAUAUUCUGAAACAUCGCCCUGAAUCAUUUCAGAAACAGAUUCUUUUUUAAAUAACAUAGUAUUUAGAGAUCGCAUUAACUACUCCUUCUUCCAGUCAUAGCUAAGUAAUUUAUUUACAUUUUGUAUGAAAGGUAAUCGGUCAUACGAGAUUAGGAUUUUGGUGCCUUUUCCUUGUUGUGGUGGAUUUUAAGCAGGUGCUUCAAUGGUGCUGAUCACAGAGGACCCAGGUGGCGGUGGAGGAACUUUGUUAAAGGUCCAACAGAAUGGGAUGGACAGAGGUCAGGCCAGAACCAUCAGAAGUUCUGGAGAUGAAGACUCAUCUAUGUUGUCGGAGGCGGUCGCGGACGGCGAAACAGACGAUCCUAACGAGGCGGACGGCGAGGACAACAACUAUUAUGAAGACGACGAUGAUGAUGUCUAUCAGGAAUUCGAAGAGUUUGACUUUGACACAUUACCAAACCUCCCGGAGGACACCAGCAGUAUGGCCUCGGACGACUCCUUCUACCCUCCGGAUGAUUCUCUCAAAUACAACACACCCAGUCCAGACACGCCGGAAGCUCUGUCCUUCUUCAAGGCCUGCUGUAACAACAACUCCAUCAUAGUAAAGAUUAUGAUACGACAAGGGGUGACAGAGGAUGAAGUGAGAGAAACAGACAAGAACAACAGAAGCGGGCUGAUCGUAGCCUGUUACAUGGGCUGGGUGGAUGUGGUCAUGGCUCUCUCUCAGUGCCCGCACAUCGACGUCAACUGGCAGGACAAUGAGGGAAACACGGCACUAAUGACAGCAGCUCAAGCAGGGCACAUAAUGAUAUCCAGCUACUUGGUCAACUACUUCUCGAACCUGGACCUAGAACGCAGGAACUGCCACGGUUUCACGGCUUUAAUGAAGGCUGCCAUGCAAGGACGGGCAGAUGUGGUUCGGAUGCUCAUGUUGUCAGGAGCGGACGUGGAGGCCAGGGACUACGGCCGCAAGAUGACCUCCAGGGAGUGGGCGCUGUUCACCGGCCGCUACGAGACGGCCUGCCUGAUGAUGCGUCUCAUGGCCCAGCCGUGUGCCGAGCAGUUCUGCGACUCCUACAAGCCGGAGUGGCCGAUGCUGGAGGAGCUGGUGGCCCGGCGCCAGGAGCCCAAGCCCUGCUGGCGGAGGGUGGUGGACAAGACCUGCUGCUCGUUCUCCUUCCGCCUGAAGACUGACCCCGUGGACGACGGCGUGAUGGAUCACAUGGUGCGCAUGACCACCGCCCUGUCCAGCCCGCUGAUCGCCACCGCCUGUCGCACGGUGUGCCCGGGGAGCCCGCCCUGCGUCGGGAAGCGGCGCUACGCCGUGUCGGAGAUCCUGAGGAAGCAGCGCGUGGAGGAGCUCAAGCGCCUGGGUCCGGAACGCCUCAGCAACUACAAGAGGCUGUUCAAUAACUCCAGGGUGCAGUUGGUCCCCAAAACGAGGGAGCGGAGGGCCAGCCUACAGCCACAAAUGCUGCAGCUGGCGGGCACCGCUGUCCUGAGGCGCGCCAGCCUGCUGCCCCUGAACAUGAUGAGGAGGAGCAGCGUUAGGCCAGGCAUUGUGGUCCCCAAGGUCAGGCUGUGCAAGGCCCCACCUGGGCCCGCCCCCGAGAGGAAGAGGAGGAUCAAGGACCCUGAUUUUCUCCAGCCCCCAAAGUGGAGGUACAAAGAGGCCAAGGAGGAAAGGAGGAGGCAGGAGGAGGAGGAGAAGCAAAGACGUCUGCUGACGUUGAGGAGGAGGUGAAGAGCUUUGACGGGGGAGGCCAUUCUCAGGAGCUUCCAGGUUGCUGGGGUGUUGAUAGGCUGUGUUCAGUCUGUGUCACUGAGGUAAUGACUAAUGCAGCGUUUACUGUAAAUGAACUACAUUGGAACAUUGCCUUGACAUUUAAGUCACGCUGUAAAUAGGAGAUUCCACUGUAAAGAUUGAAUAGCCCAAAGUUACAAAGUUGUCACUAGCAAUUGAGAUUUUAAGGGCUGUGCCAUUGGAUUUUAUUGUAACCAUGGAGCAGCAUGUUUUCCUGUCCCAUAUUCGGGACUCUUUUCCCGGCUUUAAUCGUGAUUGGGUAGAUACACUUGUUGCUGAGGAAUUAAUACUUGAACUUUGAUACAGAUGUAUUUUUGUAUCAGUCUUUUUGUCAGAUUAUGGAUUUCUCCAUCUCUGUUUGAUAUACCUCUGUUGUCGAAAGGAUUACUCAAGAACAUGCAAUAUAACCUUUGCACACUGUGUGUUGUGUCAAAGCUUCGGUCUGAGACCUUUUCAUUCCUAAUGAAACACUGAAAGCUCCAUAUUUACGUUCGUCUGGAUAUCCUCAAAGCAGCCAGUUCACCAACCGUUUGGAUGUUUCCUUACUGUUAAUAAAGGUUAACACACGUA
Molecule: messenger RNA, 2758 nt
Organism: Esox lucius (northern pike)
Lineage: Eukaryota; Metazoa; Chordata; Actinopteri; Esociformes; Esocidae
Gene: ankrd33bb
Product: ankyrin repeat domain 33Bb
Exons: 4
Coding region: 587-2128 (513 amino acids)
Molecular function (GO): protein binding
Source: RefSeq, a predicted model, not a curated record